GUGUAGAAUUGUAUUAGCAGUGUAUGAGCCAUUGAUGGUCACUGGCGGUUGUGAGAACUGAGACUGAGGGAGAAAGGUGUUGCCUUUGAGCUUAAAAAAAAAGGAAAAAGAAAAAAAGAAAACCUUCAGAAUGGGAAGAAUGGGUGUUGAUCUUCUUUUGUUUCUUUUUCUCAACAUGCUCACUGGAAUAACAUCACAAAACACUGAGAAUUUAACCAUUAUAGUUAAUGGUUCUAAGACAAUUGCCGAAACAGAUGAUAACUUUGUUUGUGCCACUCUUGAUUGGUGGCCUCCAGAGAAAUGCAACUAUAAUCAAUGUCCUUGGGGACAAGCUUCUGUUCUGAAUCUGAACUUGAAUCAUUCUACUCUUGCCAAAGCCAUUAAAGCCUUUGGUUCUUUCCGGUUAAGAAUCGGAGGUUCUUUGCAAGAUCAAGUUGAUUAUGGCGUCGGAGACUUGGCACAACCCUGCCUUCCAUUUGAAAAGAAACAAGGUGGCCUUUUUGGCUUUUCAAACGGGUGUUUGAGCAUGAAGAGAUGGGAUGACCUCAAUCUUUUCUUCGAAAAAACUGGAGUAAUUGUGACAUUUGGUCUGAAUGCACUGAAAGGGAGGCAGCAAAAAAAGAAGGGUGUCUGGGGAGGCCGUUGGAACUAUAGCAAUGCUUUUGAUUUCAUUCAAUAUACAGUUUCACAAGGAUAUCCAGUUGAUUCAUGGGAGUUUGGAAAUGAAUUGAGUGGGCAUGGUAUCGGUGCAAGUGUUGAUGCCAAACAAUACGGGAAAGAUCUUAUUGCACUCAAAUCCAUGCUCGAUGAGUUAUAUAAUAAUUCGAGUCCCCAAUCAUUAAUAUUAGCACCGGGAGGUUUCUUCGACCAGAGUUGGUAUGCUCACCUCCUUCAGUUUUCGGGAGACCGCAUCGUUAACGGCAUGACGCAUCAUAUAUACAAUUUAGGUCCAGGUGAUGAUCCCCACAUUGCAAGCAAAAUCUUGGAUCCAAAAUAUUUGGAUCAAAUAGCGAAUACGUUCAUAAACCUUCAGCUCACAAUAGAGAAGUAUGGUCCAUGGUCUUCUCCGUGGGUUGGUGAAGCUGGCGGUGCUUAUAAUAGUGGUAGUCAGCAAGUUUCGAAUAAGUUUUUGAACAGUUUCUGGUACAUGGAUCAACUUGGAAUGGCAUCGAAGUAUAAUACCCAGGUGUACUGCCGACAGACUUUAAUCGGUGGCAACUAUGGCCUUCUUGACACAAACACUUUCAUGCCAAAUCCUGAUUACUACAGCACCUUAUUGUGGCAUCGGCUUAUGGGUAUCGAUGUGCUUUCGGUUCGUGUCAACGGAUCUCCAUAUUUGCGUGCAUAUGCACAUUGCAGUAAAGAUAAUACAGGCAUUACUAUAUUGCUGAUCAACCUGAGCAACUCAACCCAGUUCAAUGUUACUGUCCAAAAUGAUGUUGGUGAAUAUAAAACCAGAAUAUUGGAGAAAUCAGCAAAUCAACAAGAGUAUCAUCUAACUGCGGAGAAUAACAACUAUCUAAAUCAAACAAUACUGCUGAAUGGAAGUCCGUUGGAGCUCACCGGAGACGGAGACAUUCCUAGUCUUGACCCUAUAUUUGUUGGCGACUCACCCGUAUCGGUAGGACCCUUGUCAAUCGUCUUUGUAGUCAUGCCGGAUUUUGAUACUUCAACAUGUAAUUAACUAUGGUAUUCAAUUAUGCAUCAGUAACAUAAAGUUUGAUUUUUCAUAUGGUAUAA
This is a messenger RNA of Dioscorea cayenensis subsp. rotundata (Guinea yam), 1740 nucleotides long. RefSeq names its product heparanase-like protein 2. The transcript is spliced from 10 exons. NCBI's taxonomy places the organism in Eukaryota, Viridiplantae, Streptophyta, Magnoliopsida, Dioscoreales, Dioscoreaceae. Gene Ontology annotation, cellular component: membrane; plant-type cell wall. The record is from RefSeq and is a predicted model, not a curated record. Gene Ontology annotation, molecular function: beta-glucuronidase activity. The coding region runs from base 131 to 1684 and encodes 517 amino acids.